CAUGGAGAAAGUGGUCGUGCUUUGUCUGCUGUUGGUGGAGCUCAGCUCGUCUUUUACUCAAGAAACACAGAUAUACUUCAAAGAGGGCAACAGUCUGACGUUGUACUUGAGGCCUUUUCCUUCCAAAAGUAUCACCAGCAUCCUCUGGAUGUGUAACGUAGAUUGUUGUGAAAGUAUGUAUUACUACAUAGCCACAGCCACCCUGGAUAUACACACUGGACGUUUGAUGAUCAAGAACAUGACCAAAGCUGACGAGGGUGUGUAUUCAGUGGAGAUUAACAACAAGGUCCAAGGUGAGACAUAUAAAGCUGUAAUGAUCAAACACGUUCCCAAGCCGGAAGUGAGGGUCUCCCCUCUGACAGCCAGAGGCCCUUGUAAGCUGACCUGUGAAGGGGACACCACCGGGGCCGGACCCGUCACCUACAGCUGGAAGACGGGGGACGGAGAGUGGAAAGAGUUGCAGAAGGACAUCAUCGAGGAAGUGCAUGGACACGUGAAAACCUUCACCUGCAGGAUGAAGAACCCAUUAAGUGAGGAAGAAAGCCAUGCCCGCACGAUUCUCUUCGUCCCAGGAAAAUCAGCAGACUCUGGACUCUGGAUCAAAGUGUUAGGGGCUGUGAUCAAAUCCCUGGCUAUCUUCGCCCCGCUGGGGGCCAUGGUGUAUGCGUUGUCGAGGAACCAAGAGACUCUCAGAAAACGGAUGUGUCCAUGCCAGAGCAAAAAUAGUGAUUAUGUAAAUGAAGCUUAA
Molecule: messenger RNA, 748 nt
Organism: Notothenia coriiceps (black rockcod)
Lineage: Eukaryota; Metazoa; Chordata; Actinopteri; Perciformes; Nototheniidae
Exons: 1
Coding region: 2-748 (248 amino acids)
Cellular component (GO): membrane
Source: RefSeq, a predicted model, not a curated record